Messenger RNA from Symbiodinium sp. CCMP2456, 615 nucleotides. NCBI's taxonomy places the organism in Eukaryota, Dinophyceae, Suessiales, Symbiodiniaceae. The record is from the annotation of a GenBank genome assembly.
AUGGGAUCUUGUUCAAGUCGGCCUAGUCACAAGGCAAAUGGCUCCGAACACCAGCAGUAUGCCCAAAUGUGGGUGGUUCCGGUGCCGCAUGUCCUUGAGAUGACUGGCAGUCUGCAGCCGCACGAGACUUUGAAAGAGCGGAGUCUCUUGGAGAUCUGGAAUUCUACGAUGUUCACCAUUUUCGUUUCGCACCAGUGGCUGGGCUUCCAGCAUCCUGAUCCAAAUGAGGAACGACUGAAAGUCCUACAGCUGGUUUUGAAGAGGUUGAUCGCCAAGCAACUGAAAAUUGAGUACGAUAUCGCGUCCUCAUUCUAUGGACGGAAGCUGACUGCAAGAGAGCUUCAUGGAAUUGAAGAGUGGUACAUCUGGCUGGACUACUUCUGUGUCCCUCAGUGGGUCGAAUACCAGGUUCCCGCACUUGCAGAAGAGCAGCUGUUGUAUGUCAAAAGCAUUCCCAGCUACGUUGACCUUUGUGAUGUUUUUGUUGCUUGGUCAAGGGUCCUGACGAAAUUAGGUUUACUGUGCCUGUGUGGCACCGAUAUCCGGCGCAUUCCGGAGAUUUCACAGUGGAAGCAGAUCGCCUUUCCUGUAGUCACAUCAUUGAGACCGCUUUGA